This is a messenger RNA of Exophiala spinifera, 1608 nucleotides long. RefSeq lists its product as uncharacterized. The record is from RefSeq and is a predicted model, not a curated record. NCBI's taxonomy places the organism in Eukaryota, Fungi, Ascomycota, Eurotiomycetes, Chaetothyriales, Herpotrichiellaceae. The transcript is spliced from 3 exons. The coding region runs from base 1 to 1608 and encodes 535 amino acids.
AUGACUGACAUAUGGUGCAAUGUCGACAGUGUGAUCGUCAGAAACCCGUCUGCGGCCAAUGUUCAAAGUCACGGCGGCUGUGCCUCGGAGCGUCUCUCUAUCGACAAUGAUGUGUUCUACGGUGUUGUACGGAAUGAUCAGAGACUCCAUUAUGAAUCUUCUCGGUCGCCCGCCGCCACCCACGAAGAACGAGUUCUCAACACCGUGCAAAUGUCACCUGCCACGGUGUAUCGGCGUCAGAUACUGGCGACGUAUAUCAAUGCGACGGUUCCUUUCGACUUUCUCCAACCCCACGAUCUGCCAUGGCUGAGACUAUUUUAUCACAUCGAAAAUUGGCCUGUAUGCCUCGAGUACGCGGUUUUGGCAGUAGGCCUGGCUGCGCUUGGCAGGAAAGCAGGAGACUCUUCCAUGGUCUCUUCAUCGACCAGAUACUACGUCCAUGGCUUAAGAGGACUUCGAAUGGCACUCACGAGGCCAGAAUUGGCAGCGCAGGACGGAGUACUUGCUGCUGGUAUGCUCUUGGCAAGUUACGAAAUUGUUGAAGGUCCAGAACCGUCGUCCCGAGUGGCAUACAUCUAUCACCACCAAGGCUGUGGGCGAUUGAUCAAAUUCCGAGGUCCCGAAGCACAUUCAUCAGGAACAGGCCAUGCGAUAUUCCGUACGUACCGAAUAGAAGGGCUUCUGGCCGCUCUGCAGCCGCCCCACGAUACUUUCCUACUUGAACGCGACUGGCUCUCUAUUCCUUGGUCAGGGUCUCCUAAGCUCUGGCUUGAUCGAGUUAUGGAUCUACUCGGGUCGGCGCCAGCGAUUUUUCGACAGGUUCAAACCUUUCAGCAGAACAUGUCACAAGUAGGCGACCUCGUACCGACCGCGCGUCGUGUCCUUCGCCAAUGUCUCGAGCUAGAGAGGAGAAUGGACGAAUUUUUCAAGGGCUUUUCCAACGGCAAGACGAGACCGUUCUAUUGGCCCAUGUUGUCUAGGUUGAAGAUUCCUGAUGCAUCGUCCGUAUGCUACGAGUUUUCAGACCUGACAACUGCGAAGAUCUUGAUGUUUUACUGGGCAACAUUGACGAUGCUUAGGUCCGGAAUAUCUUCCCUCGGCGACAUGCUUCGGAGUGUGAGUAGAGGAGGAGGAGCGGGCGUUGUUGUUGAUGUCCGUGGUGGUGCUGAGGGCAAUCAAAUACAAGAUCCAAAUCCAAAUCCAGAUCGGCAUCCACAUCGACAUCGGCAACGGCGCACGUCUUUCGACCUGGAAAGAGAUGAUGAUAUUGUGGAACGCUCAAGAAGGACUACUGCUACUACUACUAUUACUAUUACUACCCCUGACCCACCGCGGCGGGAUCUGGACGUACUCGUAGGUCGGGAACAUGGGAGUCACGCGACAGUCGACGUGAGGACGCCUGCUCGGAAUGUUCUACAAUCCGUCGAAUACUGUCUACAACGAGACAUGCUCGGUCUAGGUCCAGUAAUCGCCGUUGCACCAGUAAUGAUGGUCCUGGAGACGCUGGAUCGGCGAGGCGGCAACGAGUUUCACACAGAGUGCGAGUGGGCACGUCACAUUCUAAGGAUAAUCUCCACAGACCGACUUUGUGGAUUGCGCAUCAUGUGA